AGCGACAGCUUUCUUGACAGUCUUAAGUUGCUUUAUUCAGAGCAUCAUCCCAGCUCCACUUUCAGUUGCUGCCCAAAGCCUAGCGCUUUUCCUUGUGACAAGGCUCCUUUGUACUGCAGUAUUUGGUAGCCGCCUUCUGGGCUCUGAGGACGAUACGUGACCUCUGUAAAAAUGCUGCGAUAUUGGGGUGAGAUUCCAGUUUCAUCUAACCAGGCCAACCGCAGCUCCUUUGACCUGCUUCAGCGUGAGUUUCGUACUGUUGAAGUCCAAGAUCCUCCACUGCAUCAGCCAUCUGCAAACAAACCCCGGCCAACCACCAUGUUGGACAUCCCCUCAGAGCCCUGCAGCCUCACAAUUCACACCAUUCAGCUCAUCCAGCACAACAGGCGGCUGCGCAGCCUGAUCUCCAUGGCUCAGGCUCAAAACCAGCAGCAAGUGGAGGGCAUAAAAACUGAAGACAACGAACCUCUGCCAUCUUGUCCGGACUCUCCACCUCUCCCUGAUGACCUGCUUCCUCUGGAUAGCAAGACCUCCAAAAUGCCAUUUCAGCUGAGGCACAGUGACCCAGAGAGUGAUUUCUACAGAGGAAAAGGGGAGCCAGUGACUGAGCUGAGUUGGUCCUCCUGUCGGCAGCUUCUCUACCAGUCAAUGGCCACCAUCCUGGCUCACACAGGCUUUGAGUGUGCCCAUGAGAGUGUCCUGGAGACCCUGACAGACAUUGCCCAUGAGUACUGCUUGAAGUUCACCAAACUGCUGCGCUUUGCUGUGGAUCGAGAAGCUCGACUUGGGCACACCCCUUUCCCUGAUGUCAUGGAGCAGGUCUUCCAUGAAGUGGGCAUUGGCAGUGUGCUCUCACUGCAGAAGUUCUGGCAACACCGCAUUAAGGAUUAUCACAGCUAUAUGCUUCAGGUUAGCAAGCAGCUCUCUGAAGAGUAUGAGAAGAUUGUCAACCCUGAAAAGGCAGCAGAAGACACAAAGCCUGUGAAGAUUAAGGAGGAACCUGUUAGUGAUAUUACUUUCCCCAUAAGUGAGGAGCUGGAAGGAGAUCUGGCUUCUGGUGAUCAGUCUUUGCCUGUUGGAGUCCUUGGAGCUCAAAGCGAGCGCUUCUCUGCCAACUUGGAAGUAGAAGCUUCCCCGCAGACUUCAGGGGCUGAGGUGAAUGCUUCCCCGCUCUGGAACUUGUCACAGGUAAAAAUGGAGCCACAGGAAAAUGAGGAGGCCAAUGUACAUGGCCACGGGGUCCUAGGCAGCGAUGUCUUUGAGGAACCGAUGUCAGGCAUGAGCGAAGCUGGGAUGCCACAGAGCCCCAAUGGCUCUGAGAGCAGCUAUGGUUCUCAUUCUGCUGACAGUCUGAUGGGAUCCUCCCCUGUCUUCAACCAGCGUUGCAAGAAAAAGAUGAAGAAAAUGUGAAAAGAGACAGUCUUUUUAAUCCUGAUGGUAUGUAAUAGACUUGAAACGAACUAAGAGAGCACUAUGAUGGCUAUGAUUCAUGAACAGGGCUGGCCCAGGUGUAUGAGGGACCUUGCAUAAAAUUAUUAUGAGACAUUUGGUGUGUAGUGCACUUCAGCUCCCCACCUUGCUGGCUUCUGUACUCCAUCCUGACUCAUGAGACUGAAGAUCACCCUAUACAUUU
Molecule: messenger RNA, 1633 nt
Organism: Aquila chrysaetos chrysaetos
Lineage: Eukaryota; Metazoa; Chordata; Aves; Accipitriformes; Accipitridae
Gene: SUPT7L
Product: SPT7 like, STAGA complex subunit gamma
Exons: 4
Coding region: 172-1410 (412 amino acids)
Cellular component (GO): SAGA complex
Molecular function (GO): transcription coactivator activity; protein heterodimerization activity
Source: RefSeq, a predicted model, not a curated record